GAUUUGCCUCCGUUCGCGGCCUGAACUUGAGUGGUGCCUCCAGGACCAAGGGUGAAACAAAGAAAUAGCUGGACUGGAUAGAUAGAUAGCCAGAUAGCAAGUAGGGUACUGGUAGCCGAUUGCUUAAGCCAACAUCCCUUCAUUGCACUUUAACCCUACAGCCAUCCUAAUUUACCAUGGGCAAUAAUCGGUGUUGCUGUUCGUCGCUGCCGUGCAACCUGUGUUCCUUUUUGACAUCUCCUGUAUCUUCGUUUCGCAAUCAGGUUUCCCAACAACGGAAUUCUUCGGAACAAGAUCAGUUGGCCAAUGAUUUGCUAGAACAAGGAGAGCAAGAUGCCUCUACGACGGGGGGUCCUCUAAUGGAAAUGGCCGUUACCUUUGCCGCCAAGAUUUUGCCGUGUUCCGAAGCCGUAUUGUCGCGACUCAUUUGGGUGUUGCUAUGGAGCUGGAAGGCAGCCCCCGUGGCGCUCUACGAAUCUCUGGAACUCGACAAAAUUAAGCAGUCCAUGACAACCAACAACAAAUCUCAGAAUAACGAAGAGGAAGCCACGACGGCCGGCUGCAGUUGUGGUGCCGAGUAUUUCCAGAAAUGGUGGCAAAAAUUUGUGGCGAUUCCCGUGGCCAUGGGAUUCUACUACUUUCUCUACGAUUAUGUCGCACAGCCACUCUUGAAUGAAGCCGGCUGCUGUGGAAGUGACACGGUGACCCAAGUGGUGGCCAUUUCGUUGUUAGCAUUGCACUUUGUUUCGGGUCUAUCCAUUCAUUUGUACCAAAAACAAAAAGCUGAACAAGAGUGCCAAGAAACACUUACUGAUACCAACAACAAGAACGACGUGGAGUUGUCGCAGCAGUCCAGCAAUAACAGUGACUAUGCCAAGGCUGUGGCCAACGCUUCCGCUCCGCCCGAACCUACCGGUGACUGGAUCAUGCUACAAGAUGACAACAACAAUAAUAUUACUGGUGCAACGAACGCAACCUCCCCUCCAACAACCGCCACUGCGACAACUAGUGCGGCUCCCGUGGCUACCGGUAGCGCAUCCACCACCCCCAAGAAACGGAAAUUCUGGCCCUUUGGAAAAAAGAAAAAAGCACAGAAUUUGGUCGACUCGAAACAACCGCAAGCAGCCAUUGUGUAGCUAAACAGUGGGGUGUUGUUGAUGUGUAUGAUUGUAAAUAGAUUAGUUCAAAACAUAAUACAUACAUAAGAUGCUCUCUGACUUGGGCAGUCU
Molecule: messenger RNA, 1229 nt
Organism: Seminavis robusta
Lineage: Eukaryota; Bacillariophyta; Bacillariophyceae; Naviculales; Naviculaceae
Source: the annotation of a GenBank genome assembly